Mesorhabditis spiculigera is the source of this 1548-nucleotide messenger RNA. The record is from the annotation of a GenBank genome assembly. NCBI's taxonomy places the organism in Eukaryota, Metazoa, Nematoda, Chromadorea, Rhabditida, Rhabditidae.
AUGCGAACGCGGCACGUCUGGCUGCUCCCGGCGGCGCUGUUUGCCGUAGCCCGAUGUCAGAAUCAGCCCCUAUUCGUGGCCGACCCGAUCAAGGACCCGGCAGACGAUUUCCCGAAGGUGUCUAGUGGUGUCAGCCGGAACGCGAGGAUUGGGGCACAGGACCCAUUUGCCGCUGAGAAGGUGACGAAAAUCGAGGAGACCAAAGAAGAACAAGACUACAAGGAUGGCGAGGAGUACACCGACGCCGAGGAUACGGAAGAUUCGGCUCACGAGAAAGACGACCUCCCCGCGGAGAAGGCAUUUGAGGUCACGUUUACGACAAGUACAGUGGAGCCCUUCGGAAGCGACGAGUCGAUCUUCAAGUCCCGCGAGAUGGGAGCCGCAGCUCAAAGCGCGGAAAUUACGACAGAGGUACCCAAAGAAACGACUGAGGCGGAGGAGGAGGAUGAGGACGAAGAAGAGGAGGAUGAGGAGGAAGCCACUACGGAGAAGGAGAUGACCACGAAGGAGAUUGCCGAGGAGUUCAAGAGUCUGGAGAUGACAACCCCAAAAAUGCCAUUCCGCCCAAUGACCAUAAACAGUCUACCGGAAGAGAAGAUCGACAUCCCGAAGUCGGUGGAGAAACCGAUGACCGGCAGCCAAAGCGAAGAGGAGACGAUCAUCGUCAGCGCCGAGACCCCCGCUCCCGCUUCGGCGGAGACGACCGCUUCAGAGGAAGCCAGCCAGGAGACGACCAUCGCGUCAAGUUCAAGCAGGCCAACCCAUACUAUCGUCUGGUCCACGGAGAUGGCCUCGAAUGAGAUGAGGUCGACGGAAACGACGAAGGAGCUCGAAAACUCCCAAGAAACCCCAACGGAGCCCUCGAUCAGCACCGAAACCAUGGAGAACAGCCACGAAACCACCAUCGACCCCGACUCCAAAACCACCACCAUCACCGUGAUGGAGACGACUUCCCUGGUCGCCUCGCGGGCCACGUUCACGAUUCGCGUGCUGAGCGUCGAGUGGCUGUCCGAUUUCACGGACCCGGAAAGCGGCAAGAGCAAGAAGCUGAGGGAGCAACUUUUGCCGCCGCUCCGAGACCUGUUCAACUCGCUGGUGGCGGAGUUCGUGAACGUCGAGGUGGACGGGGUGGAAAUGGCCAAUUCUGGGGUGAUUGUGAAGGGGGUGAUCUACACGAAGCGAGCCGUCGAUGACCCAGAAAUGGUGGCCACGAGAUUGGACGAGGAGCUGCUGAAGCGUGAGGGGGCUCUCGGAGAGCAUAUGGUCGACCCGAACUCGAUUUUGGUCAAUGACGUCCCCUCAAAGUCGGUGAUCUCGGCCUCCGGAAUUGUGCCCGGAACGGCCAACGGCGGAAUCCCCACCUCGGACACGCCGCUCAUCCUGGCGCUCGUCCUCCUUGCCCUCCUCGCCAUCGUCGUCGUCUCGAUUUGCGUCAUUAUUGACUAUUCCUCGAUGAGCAGCUACCGCCCGUCGUUCUGGGGCUACGACCAGAUCGGCGCCUCAGAAUCCCCGUUCGCUGAGGGCUACCGCCGAUACGAGCCGCAUUAU